Messenger RNA from Stomoxys calcitrans (stable fly), 671 nucleotides. It is a transcript of the gene osi, whose product is annotated as electron transfer flavoprotein regulatory factor 1. Lineage: Eukaryota; Metazoa; Arthropoda; Insecta; Diptera; Muscidae. Gene Ontology annotation, cellular component: mitochondrion. The transcript has 2 exons. Gene Ontology annotation, biological process: respiratory electron transport chain. The coding region runs from base 103 to 357 and encodes 84 amino acids. The record is from RefSeq and is a predicted model, not a curated record.
CCCUAGUACGCAAUAAAACAGAAAUAUAGAAGGAAAUAAAACUCUUUCGCGACUUAUAAAUAGAUUAUUAAGAAAUUUCCUUUCGUCAAUUCUAAACGUGUAAUGUCAGAGCUCCGCUCCAAAGUUAUACAACUUUACAAACAUUUGCAGUUUUUGGGACGUGAAUAUCCCGGGCCCAACGGGCCCCAGAAAUUCCGCCAGCAGGUACGCGAUGCCUUUAUGAAAAACAAAGAUGUGCAAGAUCCAAACAAAAUCAAAGCACUGCUGGCGCAAGGACGUUAUGUAGCCAAAGAAGUUGAAGCAUUGUAUUCACUGAAGAAGUAUCGCUCCAUGAAACAGCGUUACUCCCAAGAGUAAGUCAAGACGGCCAACAGCGCAACAACGGGAGAAUGUGGGUGAUGUUGCAUCAUCAUCAUCAUCGUUUGGCAUUGUGUGGAGAGAGAGACUGGAAGAAAGCCAGUAAUUAGACUAUGCAUUUUUUCUGUCAAAUAUUUUUUACCAUUUAGAAUACCAUAUAUAGUUGUUAUAAAAAAAUUCUCAUGUUUGACUUGUUUGUAGCAUGUAGAGUGUCUUAGCACUAUUUCGUGGAAAUAUGAGCAGCUGUGCUUGUAUAGAAUAAAAGAAACUUCCAUACUUUUGCGAGAUAAGUGGGUUUAUAGAAUUUCCCAUAA